Messenger RNA from Hemiscyllium ocellatum (epaulette shark), 11406 nucleotides. RefSeq names its product spectrin, beta, non-erythrocytic 5 (gene sptbn5). Gene Ontology annotation, molecular function: actin filament binding. The coding region runs from base 1 to 11406 and encodes 3801 amino acids. Gene Ontology annotation, cellular component: plasma membrane; cell junction; cell projection. The record is from RefSeq and is a predicted model, not a curated record. NCBI's taxonomy places the organism in Eukaryota, Metazoa, Chordata, Chondrichthyes, Orectolobiformes, Hemiscylliidae. Gene Ontology annotation, biological process: actin cytoskeleton organization. The transcript has 64 exons.
AUGGACGAGGAGUUUGAGAAACACCGCAUCAAGGAGCUCCAACAGCAGCGGAUGCUAGUACAGAAAAAAACCUUCACCAACUGGAUAAACCAGAUUCUGUCAAAAAACCAGGUGAAGAUAUUCAUUACUGACAUAUUCACUGAACUGAAAGAUGGCAUCGCCCUGAUUGCCCUACUGGAAACCAUCUCUGGAGAGACGCUGAGCAGACCCAACAGAGGCAGAAUGAGAGUCCACUAUCUGGAGAAUAACAGCAGGGCCAUUGCCUUCCUGAAAACCAAGAUCAAUGUGGAGCUGAUAGGUCCAGAAAAUAUUGUGGAUGGUGACCGCACCCUAAUCCUGGGUCUGAUCUGGAUGAUUAUCCUGCGCUUUCAGAUUUCCUCUAUCACUCUGGAGGAGGAUGAAUCUGAUAGCAGCAGUGCCAAGCAUUCUGCUAAGGAGGCUCUGCUGAUCUGGUGCCAGCGUAAGACAGCUGGGUACAAGAACGUUAAUGUCCAGGACUUCUCCUCCAGCUGGAAGGAUGGAUUGGCCUUCAAUGCACUUAUUCACGCUCACAGGCCUGAUCUGAUCAACUAUAAGAACUUAAAACAGAACAAACCAAUACAUAACUUAACUAACGCCUUUGUGGUCGCGGAGGAGAAGCUUGGAAUUCCCACACUCCUAGACCCAGAGGACGUGGCUGUACCUCACCCAGAUGAAAAGUCUAUUAUGACCUAUGUGUCUCAGUACUACCAUUACUUCUCCAAAAUGAGGCAGGGUCAGACUGGACAGAAGAGGAUUAUAAAGAUUAUUGGUCUCCUGAAGGAGAUUGAAGACCUCAAACUUGAAUACCAGCAACUGGUGACUGACCUGCUGCGGUGGAUCAAGGACAAGGUGAGGGAGUUGAACGACCACUGCUUCCCCAACUCGCUGGUAGGCAUGCAGAGGCUGGUGGCGGACUUCAAAAUGUUCCGCACCGUGGAGAAGCCACCCAAGUAUCAGGAGCGAGGGCUCAUCGAAGCGCAACUCUUCAACAUCAGGACGAAGCUGCAAGCCAACAACAUGUGGCCAUACGUACCCCCUGAGGGGAAGACCCUGACUGACAUCGAGAGGCACUGGGCCAACCUGGAGAAGUCGGAGUACGAGCGGGAGAAGGCCCUGCAGAAAGAGAUGCUGCGGCUGGAGCGCCUGGAGCAGCUGGUGCGGAAGUUCAGGAAGAAGGCUGCGCUGAGGGAGUCCUACCUCACCGAAAUGAGGUCAGUGGUUGCCAAGCAGGACACCAACGUGAGGAGCAUCAAGGAGGCCGAGGCUGCCGCCAAGAUGAUGGAGGCCAUCACCACCGACGUGUUCGCCCGGGAGCAGAGGUUCAAGACCCUGGCUGAAAUGGCAGCGGUCAUUGAGAGGGAGAACUACCACAGCAAGACUGAGAUCGUAAAGAGGCAGCAGAAUGUUGAACGUCGCUGGCAAGACCUUCUCCAACAACUCUGUAAAUGCAGAGAAUCCCUGAACAAGACCACGUCUGCGCUCACCUUACUCCAAGAUAUUAACAGCAUUUUCGAAGAAAUAAUGACCAUUCACGCCCUGGUAAGCUCGAAUGAUUACGGUAAGCAUCUACUUGAUGUGGAGGACAUGGUACACAAGCACAACCUGAUCGAUUCUCAAAUUUCAUCUCACGGAGAGAAUCUGAAACACAUCAAUGAGAAGGCUGACCACCUCAGCAGGAGCAGUGAGCUGAACACUGACUUGUUUCAGGGCAAACUUAAGGAGCUCAAUGAUGCUUACACCAACCUCCUGGAACUCAGCAAAGUUAGGCAUUCUAAACUAAAGCAGCAACACCAAUUGUUUGAGUUUUUCCGGGACUGUGAUGAGGAGGAGUCCUGGAUUUUCGAGAAGUGGCAGUUGGUGCGGACAGCAGCAUUAGGCCGUGAUGUCACCCAGAUUGCAGUGUUGAUCCAGAAACACAAGGCCCUGGAGUCGGAGGUUAACAGCCACCAGUCGAUAUGUUUCUCAGUAGUGAGGAAGGGCCAGCAUCUGUACCAGCGAAGUUUGGACUGCGAGAAGGAGGUGAGGAGAUGGGUCAAUACCCUCCAGAAGCAAUGGCAGCAGUUAAAGGAUGAGGUUGCAAUGAGGAACUCUCGGCUGCAGGCUGCACUGACUAUCAAACAGUAUUUCGCAGAUAUCAACGAGGCCCGCUCCUGGCUGCUCGAGAAACAGCCUCUUCUGGAAAGUGGGGAUUGUGGAAAGGAUGAGGCCAGUGCUGAUGCCCUCCUGCAGCGUCACAUGCGUUUGGAGAAAGAGAUAGCGGCAUAUUCUGGUGAAGUGAAGCGACUGGGUGAUUUGGCAGCCGUGGCCAUACAGCAGGUUCCGUUAACAAUGUGUCAGGCAGAGAACCAGGAGAGUAAAGAGACUGAGAGCUGCUCAUCUGACGAAGAAACAAUAGGAGUGCAGACUUCACUGAGACAACGUCAUCAAGCCAAGACUGAGAAGAACAGCCCGAAGGUUAAUCUCCUGGAAAGUCGGACAGCCCAAGUGCGCAGGCAGCCAGCGGGCACACGGGGCAAGAUAUCCCUCUCAGUCAGUGAGCCGUCGGUGGAGAGUGAGACCACCGUUGACCAUCCCCAGGCAGACAGUCCAAGUCGGAGGGUCAACAAACCACGGAGAAGCCGGUCCAUGCGCCGUGGGACAACUGAGAUCCAGUACUCCUCACCCAGCCGUCCUGACGAGGACUUCAACAGAGCAACAAUCGAGGACAGCCAGAGUGACAUCAACUCCUCGUACUCUGAUCUCUGCCAGCAGGCCAAGGAUAGACGGAAAGCGCUGCAGGAAAUGAUCCAGCUCUAUCAGUUCUAUAACACCUGCAAUGACUUUGACUCCUGGAUGAAGGACAAGGAGAAUGGUUUCAAAACAUUUGAACCCAAGUCAGAUAAUGUGGAAGUCAUGCAAAGGAAAUAUGAGAACUUCUUGACAGAGUUGGCUGCUGGGAAAGGCCGGCUGGAUGAGAUUAACCAACUGGUGGAUGAGUUUGUUAAAAACCGACAUAGCAAGGAACAAGAAAUCAGAGCAAAGCAGCGUGAGAUGCAUACGAGGUGGGCACAUAUGUUGGUGCUGAAAGAGGAGAAGGGGAGGGAGCUGAUCGGCACAGCGGACGUCAAGUCAUUUCUCCAGAAAUGCCAAGACACGACAGCCCUGCUCCAAGAGAAACUGACCUUGCUCCCUGACACUGAGAUCAGCAACAGCAAAAAGGCUGUGGAUGAAGAGAGGCGUAAGCACGUUGCAUCAGAGCGGGAGAUCCAAGCACUGGAAACUCGAAUCGAAUACCUGACCAAAAUGGCUCGCUCGAUUAAGGACACCAAUCCUGCAGAGAGUGCAGCGAUCAUGGAGCAGGUUCAUGAGAUGGAGGCCCUGCUGCACAGGGUGAAGGGUCAGGCCUCGCGGAGAAGGCAGCUCUUGUCGGACGCUUACAACCAGCAGCUGUACAGCCAGGAGAGCAAGGAGCUUCUCCUGUGGGCUGGGAACAUGAAGGACAAGCUGAACAGCAAGGAGAUGGGAUUCGAUGUUGGCUCUGCUGAAAACCUUCUGAAGGAACACAAUGAUCUACUGCUGGAGAUCAACGCACAUAAAAUCAGGUUUGAGAAGUUGCACGAGCUGGGAGAUCGGGUGAUGAAGGGGAACAGUGUGGGUGAGGUCCCUCGCACGAUGCAGAAAGUGAUGGAGGUGCAGGCAGAGCUGGAGGCUGCGUGGAAGGAGCGGAACGCGAGGCUGCAGGAAGGGCUGGAGCUGCAGCAGUUCAACCGGGAGGCGGAUCGCAUCGAAGCGACUCUGGCUGGUCACGAAGCCUUCCUGAAGAUCAACCAUCUCGGGGACAAUGUGGAUUCUGUCAGCAGCCUGCUGAAGAGGCACGAAGACUUUGAGAAUGUGCUGAAGCUAACGGACCAGAGAAUUCGGGGGCUGCAGGACAAAGCCUCCAGACUCUCCAAAAAUACCAACUACACUAACGUAAUCCGGAAGAGGGUGUUUGUGAUCAGCGAUAAGUGGGCCGAUCUCAAUCGGAGUAGCAACUACCGGAGGAGCAGACUGCUUGCUUCACAGAAACUCCAGGAAUUUAACAGAGAUGUAGCUGAGCUCCUGAUGUGGAUCGAUGAGAAGUUCAAAAUUGCCUCGGAUGAGUCAUACCGGGACCCAACAAACAUCCUCCGCAAACUGAAGAGACACGAGGCUGUGGAGAAGGAGGUGAUGGCAAAUGAAGUGCGAGUGGACGACCUGAGGAAGACAGGCAACAAUCUGAUCGAGGAGAACCAUUAUGCCAGGGACAAUAUCCGAUCCUGCCUGGCGACAUUAAAGGAGAAGUGGAUGAAGCUCUGCAAUAAGCUGGUAGAGCGUGGGGACAAAAUGAGGCAAGCUGGCCAGCAGGAGCAACUCAUGGAGCUACUACAGGAUGCCAAAACAAAACUUGAACAGAUCGAGAAGAUGCUGCAGAAUCCCAACACAGGCCAUGACCUGCGCUCCAGCAGACUCCUCCUGAAAGAGCACAAGUGGCUGGAGUGUGAAAUGCGUGAGCUCGCAGAGAAAAUGAACAGCAUUGUCAACCGGGCCAGGAAGGUGGCGACAGAUCACUUUGACUCUCAGAGAAUACUGGAGCAGACUCAGAAACACCUGGACUGGUUUGAAUCGCUCCAGAAGCCCCUGGAGGAGAGAAGGAAGGUUCUAGAAGCGACAGUGGCUCUGCACGAAUUCUACCACCACAGUGACCUGGAGUUGAAGUGGAUCACUGAGCGCAUUCCAAGCUGCACAUCGUCGAACUACGGCAAGUCCCUGGACACGGCCCAGAGCCUGCUGCAGAAGCAGAAGGAGUUGCAGGUUGAGGUGAACACUCACAAGCAGCAGGUCCAGAAGGUGCUGGAGAUGGGCCAGCAGAUGAUCAGCUCCCAGCACAACACAGCCCAUGGCACUGAGGCCAAGUGCAGAGAACUGCAGAGCCGCUGGGAUGAGCUCGAGUCAGCUUGUGGUGACCGGAGGAAAAAACUACAACACUCAGUGCGGUUCCACCAGUUCAUCGCAGAUGCAUCCGAGCUGGAAGCCUGGGCAGCAGAAAAACUUCAGCUUGUGGUGAGCGAGGAUUAUGGGAAGAACGAAGCUGCCACUCUGAAACUGAUUAAGAACCAUAAGGCUCUGGAGCGGCAGAUCCAGGAUUACCAAGGCCGUGCGGAGGAGCUCCAUCAGAUUUCUGAGGGUCUUCUGCUCAGAGGACUCAUCACCUUUGACAUGGUGGAUGAACCUCAAGAGCAGAUUCGAAAGAGGAUGAAGGAACUACAGGAGUGUUCGGCAGUCAGGCUACAGAAAUUAGAAGAGACAUUGCGAUUCCAUGAGUAUCUGAGAGAAAUCGGAGAACUGGAGGUGUGGGUCACACAACAGAUGCAAACUGCCAGCUCUGAGGACUAUGGCAAUGACUAUCAACAUGUGCUGCACUUGAGGGCACUGUAUGAGGUCUUCCUGCACCAGGUGGAGGCCGGAGAAGAGAGGAUCCUGGGGGUUCAGACUUUGGUGAGCAAGCUGCUGGAAAAUCAACAUCCUCAGUCCCAGGAAAUCACACUCAGGAAGGAUGCAUUAAGGGAUUUAUGGAGCAGUUUGCAGGAACGAGUUCAUACCCGGGGACAGAGGCUCAGUGAUGCAGAAGCAGUUCACAAAUGCAGCCAGGACCUCUGUGAUGCUUUGACCCAUAUCCAGGAGAAACUGAAAAGUUUUCCUGAUGAAAUUGCAAAGGACCUGCGGGGUGUUCAGGCACAACUGCGGAGACAUGAGGCCCUGGAACAUGAGCUGUCUGGGGCCGAACAGCAGCUGCAGGCGUUGGUGGAUGCAGCUGAUGAGGUCCUGCACCAAUGCACUACACAGCAGAGUGCGGCCCUACAGGAGAAACAGCAGGCUGUUGUGGAAAACUGGGAGAUGCUGAGAGCUAAAGUGGACCAGCGGAGAGAAGACUUGGAACAGGCCUGUAAAAUCCAGAGGUUCCUGGCACAGGCCCGGGAUUACUUCUCCUGGUCGGCUGAGCUGCUGAGGGAAAUGAAAGUGGAGGAAGCAACACGUGACAGUUCCAUGACGGAUUUAAAGCUGACCCAGCAUCAGCAGCUCCGAGCAGAAAUCGAUGCCAGGGAAGAGACCUUUGAGCAAGUCAUGGCCUUGGGUCAGGAGAUCCUGCACGAGUCCUAUCCAUCACAAGACGUUCGAGAUAAGGUCACUUCUCUGCAGGAUGAGAAGUCAGGCUUGUAUCGUCAGUGGGAAUUGAAGAGGAGCUGGCUGGAGAGGAUGUUACUGCAGCAGAUCUUCUACAGGGACAUCAGCCAAAUGGAAAAGCUCGUAAAUUCUCAGGAGGUUUACCUGAGGUCCAGUGAACUUGGGACAUCCGUGGACACCGUAGAUUCCCUCAUCAAACGGCAUGAGGCUUUUGAAAAGCUUCUCAUAACCCAGGAGGAAAAGGUGAUGUCACUGCAGGAACAGGCAGGCAAGCUGAGAGAAGAGGGUUUAAAGCGUGAAGAUGCCAGUACCAUCCAGCAGAAACUUAACAGCAUCCUGGACAGGAGGAAUCGGAUUAAAGAGCUGUCUCAGAGCCGCAAGAGAGACCUGAGCACUGCCCGCCUGCUAGCCCGGUUCAACCAGGAUCUAAUUGAGGAAGAAAGCUGGAUCAGUGAAAGGAUGAAGAAGUUAAAAGACAAUUCCUCUGCAGAUGUUAGUGACCUGCAGGCCAAACUGAAGCUGCUGCAGAAACACCAGGCCUUUGAGGCAGAAAUCCUGGCCCAUCAGGCCAUCAUUACGAGUGUUACUGAGACUGGUGAGCUGCUGCUGAAUGGACAGCACCCUAACUCCAGUGAGAUCCGGCGAAGCAUGAGGGUGCUGCUGGAACACUGGGAGCAACUGAAGACUGCGGUGGCUGCACGCGGGAAAAUGCUGGAGGACAACCGGGAUUUCCUGGAGUUCCUGCAGAAAGUUGAUCAGGUUGAGGCAUGGAUCAGGGAGAAGGAGGUAAUGAUCAAUGUGGGCGAUGUCGGCAAAGACUACGAACAUUGCCUGCAGCUGCAGAAAAAGCUCAGCAAGUUCCGGGGAGCAGGGGAUGUGACAGUGGACGAUGCACACAUCAAGACCAUCAACACCCUGGCUACCCGGCUGGAGAAGCAGAAUAAAGACGACAUCAGGACUGUCCAGCAACGCAAGCAGCAGCUGAACCAAAAAUGGGACAGUUUCCAGGGAAAUCUGAACAACUACAAGAGAAAACUGGCAGCGGCUUUGGAGGUUCAUGCCUUAAUCAGAGAAAUGGAUGACCUUAAAGAAAGAAUGGGUGAAAAGAGCUUGUUGAUGCAAGGUCUGGACUAUGGCCGGGAUGUGGAGAGUGUGGAGAAACUGAUGAGGAGGCAUAAAGAAACUGAGCUGGAAAUCACAGUCAUCCAGGACAAUGUGGAGGUGCUGGAAGUUAAAGCCAGAGAACUGUGCAAGAGCCAGUCUCCAGUGGGUGAUAAGCUCAGCCUGAAGCAGAGAGAAAUCCAGGAGGGCUGGCUUCGACUACAGAAGGAAACCAAGCUGCGGAAGGAAAAGUUGGAAGCCUCAUACCAGCUGCAGAAGUUCAACAGGACUGUCCGGGAACUGAUGGACUGGGCACAGGCAAUGGAAGAACCAAUGGACCAAGGAAGUCUGCCCAAGAGUAAGCAAGAGGCAGACGCCAUGAUAGAGGAGCACCACGAGAGAAAGACUGAGAUCCAGGCCAGAGUGGAGCGUUUCGAUGCAGUCAGGAACGUUGGUGUUGAGUUAGUGGCUGCAGGACAUUAUGCCUCGGCAGACAUCAGGCAAUCCCUCACAAUGGUGGAAAAGACCUGGACCACUCUAAAUGAGGCUUGGCAGGAACGCAGUACCAGGCUGGCAGAAGCCAGUGAUCUACAGGUAUUCUAUGGUUACGUGGAGCAGAGUGAGAGCUGGCUCAGCAACAAGGAGGUGUUCCUGGCUAAUGAAGAUAAAGGGGAUUCCCUGACGAGUGUGGAAAAUUUACAGCACAAGCUCGAGCAGUUUCUAAAAACAGUGGAAGCUCAGAUGGAAAAGGUGAACCUGAUGGAGAGGUUUGCAUUACAGCUGGAGCAGAACAACCAUUCUGACUGUGCGCAGGUCAUCCUCAAAUGCCAAGCUGUUCUGCAAAGAAAACAGAAGUUGCUGGAAAACUGUGAGAAGCGCAGGAGGAUCCUGGAUCAGUCCAAGCAGCUGCAGAUGUUCCUGAGAAGUUCAUAUGAGGCUAUUUCCUGGCUGAAUGAGAAGAUCAGCAUCACCGUGGACGAGAGCUGGACAGAUCCCAGCAACCUGCAGGGCAAGCUGCAGAAACAUCAGACCUUCGAGGCUGAGGUCAUGGCCAACCAGAACAGGAUCCUUAGCAUCGCCACGGAAGGUGAGCAUAUGAUUGAUGCUGGGCACUAUGCUGCAAAGGAGAUUGAACCCCGGAUGAAGCAAAUUCAGAAAUUGUGGAAUGAACUGCUGGAGAACUGCCAGGAUAAGAGAUCCAAGCUGGUCGAUGCACACAAGGCUCUGAACUUCCAGCGGAGUAUUGACGAUGUAGAGAACUGGCUCAGUGAGGUGGAGAAGCAGUUGGAGCAGGCCGGGCAGCCGACUGACCUGGUAUCUGUGAAAAACCUCCUGAACGAGCAGCAAGACCUUGAAGAGGACAUCAACAGUUAUGUGGAGCGGAUGCAGUCUCUGCUGGAUCAGUCUGAGGAGUUUGUCAGGGACAACCACUUCUUGGCUGAGGAAAUUCGGGUCAGGGUCAGCGAUAUACUCCAAAGGUACCAGGCACUGCGAGAUCCCAUCAAGGAGAGGCGCCGGGUCCUGGAGGACAGUGCCCGCCUCUACCAGCUGUUUCGGGACCUCGAUGUUGCCCAGGCCUGGGUCCAAGAGAAACUGCUGCUGGCCACAGCCAAGGAUGUCGGGCACUCACUGACCGCAGUCCAGAGCCUGCACAACAAACAUCAGGCUUUGGAGAAUGAGAUCCGUAAUCACGAUUCCCUGAUUGAGCCGGUGAUGGAGUGUGGACAGAGUCUGGUAAAGGCUGGGCACUUUGCUGCUCGCGAAAUUUCCAAGCGACUGUGGGAGCUGCAGGAUGCAGUGGAGCUGCUGAAGGAAGAGGCAGAGAAGAGGGGUUCAGCACUGAGAGAGCAGCAUGUCAUCCAGCUUUUCCUCUCAGAGCUGCUAGAAACUGAGCUCUGGUUGAAGGACAGGAAACUACAGUUGGAGAGCUCCGACUACGGGAAGGACGAGGAAUCCACGCAGGCUCUGCUUCGGAAGAUGGAAAAUAUCGAACUGGAUCUGGUCAGCUACAGCCCCAGGAUGCUCAAACUGAGGGAAACUAGGAAUAAUCUUUCCAGCAUCAGCCAUCCUGACAGAGAGUCCAUGUUGAAGAAGCAUCUGGAAGUGGAAUCAGAGUAUGAUUUGCUCCUGAAGUUAGCAGAGAGUGUACAGAAAAAACUGGAAGACCGAUAUCAGCUGUACCAGUUUGAGCAGGAGGUCCAGGAAAUGACUACAUGGCUGGCCAGUCGACAACGUCUCGCCGAUUCCCAGGAUUACGGGCAAGAUCUGGAGGAUGUGGAGGUACUGCAGAAGAAGUUUGAGAACUUGGAGCAGGAGCUGAGCACCCUGGGCCAGAACAAGAUGUCCACCUUUCACAAUAUGGUAAAGACACUGAAGAAGCAGUCUCACAGCUUCCUGUCAGAAAUCAUGGAUCAGGCCAAUACCAUCACCCAGCAGUGGCACAAACUUCAACAAGCUAUCAGGAACCGGGCCGAGAAUCUGAGGGCAGCACAACAGGUACACCGAUUCGACUAUGAUGUGUCUGAGCUGAAGGCCUGGAUUCAGGAGAAAGAUGGCGCACUGGGCAAUGACCACUACGGCCACGAUUUAAACCAGGUGCAGACGCUGCUAAGGCAACAUGAAGGUCUCGAGAGGGAGCUGGGAGCCAUAAACCGAGAAGUUGACCGUAUUGGCGGAGAAGCCCGGAUGCUGGGUAUAGCGUAUCCACACGUCAAGGGCAACCUGCAGGAAAGGCUGGAGGAGGUGGCCGAGUGCUGGGAUAACCUGUACCGGAAAGCCGGAGAGUGCAAGGAGAGGCUGCUGCAGGCUGAGCAAGUGCAGGCUUAUGUGAGCGACUGUCGGGUUUUCCUGGCCUGGAUUAAUGAGAUGGACACACUACUGGACUCAGAGGAGCAGGCCAGGGGAAUGCUGGGAAUGGAGCAGCUCUGCAAACAUCACGAUGAGUAUAAAUGUGAGAUAGACAAGCAAAGACCCAAAUAUGAAGAGCUGAGAAGUGUAGGAAACGAGCUGAGAGAGAACACACACGUCAUGUCAGAAGAGGUUGAUGAGAAGUUGAACGAACUGUCUGAGAAUAUGGAUGAGCUGGUGAAGAAGUGGGAGAGGCUGGAGGAGCUGUACCAGAAGGAGCUGUGGAAAGAGGCACAGCUCAGGGAACUCGAGCUGCUGGCUGCUUGGCUGAACUCCAAGGAGGGACUUGUAACAAGCAACAACUAUGGGGAUUCUGUCGACGAAGUGGAAGACUUGAUCAAGAAGCAGGAGGACUUUGAGAAGAUGCUGGCAGUUCAGAAUGAGAAGAUUGGCCAGUUGGAGAAUACAGUAAAGGGAGAAGGAUUCCGAGCGGAGACGAGUGUGAAGGAGAGAGAACGCAAGGUGGCCCGUGUUCCCUCCCUGAAGAGAAGAGGAUCCGAUAAGAAGCCGGCGCCAUUGAAGAUCAGUGAAAAACGCAGAUCAGACCUUGGGAGGUCCCCGAAAUCCUGGACCAAAGAGACAAUUGUAAGCCCAGCCCCAAAGACCCCAACAACACCAGACCUGUUCUUCUCUCCAGUCAGAAGGGCUAUCCAGAGAGGUCCAGACACUGCAGAGGACAGGAGACGGUCUUUUGUCCAAUCACCUUUGUCACCAAAGUCCUCCAGCCUUCACAGUCCUGAAGCAGUGAGGGCUUUGAAUUCAAGGGCUGUCUCACUGCCAUCCAAACUACUCGCCCAGCUCUCGUCCAGCGAGGGGCAAGAUCCAACCUCCCUGGCUCAAGGUGGCAUCAGCACUGAGGCAGCUAUAGCCCAAAGCCCUCCAACUUCUGCCGAUUCCUCCCAAGGAGAGCUUCAUCCAGAACAGGCCACAGCACCAACUGACAGGUGCCAGUUGGACCCUGCGACCAGCCCAUUGGAGAUACAGGGGCCUACUGGCCCUGGGGACGCAGAGCUGUUAUCACUCACUGAGGCUCAGCAGAGUCCUCAGCCAUUGAACUCAACAGCAGCACCGACGAGUGAAAAGAGUGUUGGCUUGAAGACCAACCAGGCUAAUAGCCAAGCUAGGCAGCCAAGUAUGCUGAGGCCAAUAGACCUGACUGGGGCAGCCAACUCAGGACCAGCUUUUAUCCCAUGA